Molecule: messenger RNA, 1901 nt
Organism: Emericellopsis atlantica
Lineage: Eukaryota; Fungi; Ascomycota; Sordariomycetes; Hypocreales; Bionectriaceae
Exons: 5
Coding region: 235-1413 (392 amino acids)
Biological process (GO): proton transmembrane transport
Cellular component (GO): vacuolar proton-transporting V-type ATPase, V1 domain
Molecular function (GO): proton-transporting ATPase activity, rotational mechanism
Source: RefSeq, a predicted model, not a curated record
UCCAAGCUAUUAGAUUAGAGCUCCAUGAUUUCCUGUUCAGCAUCGUCCGUCCUCGAGAUCUGAUACCUUGCUCUUGGAUAUAGAAGCCUGGUCGGUUUGCGUCUCUCCCCCCAAGUGGACCCCUCGCUGCUCCGACCGACCAAGACCGCACCUCUCCAGCGGACGUACGUCGUCAUCCGACACUAUCCCCUCCGAACCACCUGGGACACGAUCCAAGGCCAAACUCAGACCGCCAUGUCCACCAAGUACGCCGUAGUGUCGCUGCCCAUUGGCGCAUUCGACACGAACGACAAGGACGAUGCAGUCUUGGCCCUGAAGGGUCAAAUCUCGUCCGACAAUGGCACCGUCCUGCCUUUCAGAGUGCCCGACUUCAAGAUUGGCACUCUCGACGCCCUUGUACAGCAGGCGGACGACCUGGCCAAGCUCGAGUCGACUGCUGAAGCAGUUGUCGCCAAGGUGGGCGACUCUCUCAAGACGAUUCUGGGCGGCGACGAGGACCGCCUAGCCUCCUACAAGAUGGUCAACGACAAACCGACCGAGCAAUACAUCAACAACUUCUCGUGGAACAAGAUCCGCUACCGCGCAGACAAGCCCCUGGGCGAGCUCAUAGACACGUUAUCAAAGGAGCUCGUCACUGUGGACAAUGAUGUCAAGUCAAAGGUGAACCAGUACAACUCAGUCAAGACCAACCUCGCGACUCUGCAACGGAAACAAACCGGCAACCUGUCCACGAAAUCCCUUGCUCCCAUCAUUGACAGCUCGCUCCUCGUCCAAGACUCCGAGUACAUUGAGACGCACCUGAUCGUGGUGCCCAACAACGCCAAGAAGGACUUUCUGAAGCAGUAUGAGGAGCUUGCCCCCAUGGUCGUGCCCCGAUCCGCCAAUCAGAUUGCGCAAGACGACGAGUUCGUCCUGUUUGGCGUCGCCACAUUCAAGAAAUACAGCCACGAGUUUCUGCAAAAGUGCCGAGAGCAGAAGUGGACGCCGCGCCCGUACAAGUACGUCGAGGGCGGCCGGGAGGAGGAGCAGCGUGAGCUGGACAAGGUGACGAACGAGGAGCGCAAGGUCUGCGGGGAGGCUCUCCGCAUCGCCCGCACGGGAUGGAGCGAGAGUGUCAUGGCCUGGAUCCAUGUUCUGACCCUGCGCGUGUUCGUGGAGGCUGUGUUGCGGUACGGUCUGCCCUUGGACUAUGUGUCUGCUCUGAUCAAGACCACAAACAAGCUGGCCCCCAAGGUUAAAUCGGCCCUCGACUCGCAAUACUCCUACAUGGGCGGCAAUGCAUUUGGCCGAGACAAGCGCGGUAGGGUCACCAAGGACGAUGCGGCGAUGAGCUCAGACAUGAUGGCGGCGGGUCUGGGCGGCGACGGGAACGAGUACUCAGCCUACGUGUACUACGAGAUGGAGCUCCCUUGAGAUGGUUCUGUAGAUGGCGACGGCACGCAGCGCGGUUCAUGGAAGACCACGCAUUGGCCGGCUGCGAAGAGUAACGUACAAAUGCAGAGAGCAUGGCAUAGCAUACCAACAUGUGGCAACAACCGCCCUUUAUCUUUCUGUCUAUAUUUGUCUGUCUGUCUGUCUGUCUGUCUUGAUUUCUCUGGUUUCUUUGUUUGAUUCUUCUUCGACCGCCGCUUAGGCGGACUUGAUGUAGCCCUUGUCGGCCAGCCAGCUGGUGAUUUGGGCCACGCACUCCUCGACCGAGUUCUCGUGGGUCUUGAUGGUGAUCUCUGGGUUCAGGGGCUCCUCGUAGGGGGCCGAGAUGCCGGUAAAGUCCUUGAUCUCGCCGGCGCGGGCCUUCUUGUAGAGGCCCUUGGGGUCACGCUGCUCGGCGACCUCGAGGGGCACGUCGACGUAGACCUCGACAAAGGGCAGGGGGGUCUCGUCGCCGGCGGUGGUCUGGGCGU